UGUAAAGUUCAGGUGCUUUUGCUGUGCCAUGGACUAUGCACUGGAGGCGGCUGAGCUUGAAACAAGAUAGCAGUGUGAACAGGCAGCAAGCUGGUAAAGGAACAUCAAUUAAUCAUCAAUAAGAAUCAACAGAGCCUUGGAUUGCUGGAAGUGGAGCCAGAAUCUCCCGAGACACAACAUGCACCCGUGAAAGAGGGAUUGCUUAGCCACCUGAGAACAGAGCCCCAGCCAGAGUCAGGAUGAAAGCCCUGAUCCUCCGAAGCCUGUUUCUCUCUGCUCCUGCCCUGAUGGUUUUGAUUCUCAUGCUGAGCACUGAGACCAGCAGUGCCUGGAAGCAAGGUGCCCCUCGCCUUCGUCUCUCCUACAAAGACCUGCUGAGAUCAAACAGCUCCCACCUAUUGCUGGGUCCAGAAGAUGGGCUAGAGUUCCAGUCACUCCUAGUGGAUGAAGACAGGGCAUGGCUGAUGGUAGGAGCCAAAAACCACGUCUUCCUUCUGCAUCUGGACAGCCCAAGCAAACCGCCUCAGAAGAUGUUCUGGCCAGCCCCCAGAGAGCAGGUGGAGCACUGCAGACUUGCUGGGAAGAAUGCCGAGACAGAAUGUGCCAACUUCAUCCGCCUCCUCCAGCCAUUUAACCAGAGCCAUGUGUUUGCCUGUGCAACAGGCUCCUACCAGCCCAUCUGCACCUUCAUCCAGCUUGGAGAAAGGGAAAAGGAACUGGGGACCUCACCUAUGCAGCUGGUGGCCCACUCUAUGGAAUCUGGGCGAGGCAAAUGUCCGUACAGUCCCCAUGAACCCUUCACUGGGCUGCUUAUAGAUGGAGACCUCUACUCGGGCACCUCCAUCGACUUUAUGGGCAGUAGUGCUGCCUUCUUCCGAACCGGGGUUCACGGGGCUGACCAGAACUACAUCCGAACAGAACAGAACCAAGACCACUGGCUAAAUGAGCCUGUGUUCAUUGGGGCCUAUGCCAUUCCUGACACCUACAAUGCCCACGAUGACAAGGUGUACGUCUUCCUCCGUGAGAUAGCCCUGGAGGCUGGCCCGUGGGAGAGACGCCGCAUCCACGCCCGGGUAGCCCGGGUAUGCAAGAAUGACCUAGGUGGGAAACGCAGUCUGAUCAAUCGCUGGAGCACGUUCCUCAAAGCCCGGCUGGUCUGCUCCAUCCCGGGGCCCCAAGGCACUGAGACACACUUUGAUCAGCUAGAGGAUGUCUUCCUCCUCCAUACCCGAAACCCCCAGAGCCCUCUCAUCUUUGGCCUCUUCACUGUCUCCAGCGGGGUCUUCAGUGGCUCUGCUGUAUGUGUUUACUCCAUGGCUGCUGUGCGAGCUGCUUUCAAUGGGCCCUUUGCACACAAGGAAGGCUUUGACUACCGCUGGGUGGAGUACAAGGGGAGGAUCCCCUACCCCCGUCCAGGAACAUGCCCCAGCGAAACGUAUGACCCUCUUCUCCAGUCCACUAAGGACUUCCCCGAUGAUGUGAUCAGCUUCAUGCGCACCCACCAGCUGAUGUGGGAGCCUGUCUACCCGCUUCGCCACAAGCCCAUCCUAGUGAAAGUCAAUGUGCCCUAUCGGCUGCGGCAGCUGUUGGUGCACAGGCUGGAGACAGAGAACAGACACUACGACAUUCUCUUCCUCGGCACAGAUGAAGGCAAAGUGCUGAAGGUGGCUGUUGCCAGUGGGGGAGGCCAGGACAGCGAGGAGAUCAGCUUGGAGGAGAUCAGCAUCUCUAAGGUGCCCUUGCCCAUCCUGGACAUGCAGUUUUCGCUGAAGCGGCAGGAGCUUUUUGUGAGCAAUGCCCAUGGGCUGGUCCAGCUCUCCCUGCACCGCUGUGAGCUCUAUGGCAAGGCCUGCACCGACUGCUGCUUGGGCAGGGACCCCUACUGCACCUGGGAUGGCAAGGCUUGCAGCCCCCACCCGCUGAUUGAGAAGAGGCGAGCACGGUGCCAAGAUGUGCUGAAGGCUGAUCCAGCCAGCCAGUGCCAGGACACCACAGAGGGGCUCCCUGCAGCCGAGGAGAAGCUGGUGUUUGGGGUGGAGAACAACUCCACGUUCCUGGAGUGCGUGGCCCACUCUCCUCAGACGGCCACGCGGUGGCUCAUGCAGCACAGCAGGGCGGCAAUGCUGGAAGAGGUUAGGAAGAACGACCGCAUCUCCGUCCUCGAGCAGGGACUCCUGAUCCGCCAGCUGGCAAGAGAGGAUGCAGGGCUGUAUGAGUGCCAGGCGGUGGAGCGCUCCUUCUCCCACCCCCUUGCACGCUACACCCUCCGUGUCAUUGGGCACGAGGUGAUGGAGGCCCCACCUUCCAAGUGGAGCAAGGCCAUGGAGGCAGGAGGGAGCCACCAGAGUGCCAUGCCUGGCAUCGCAGGGCAGCUCCACUACAAGGGGUACCCACGGGCCCUGGGGCCACCAGGCACCAGCCUCAGUGAAUACUGCAGCGCUCUGCGGCACCAGGAGAGGCAGCGGCAAAAAGCCUGGAACCAGAAGUGGCAGCAGCACUCCCUGGAAGGCAAGAAAGGCAGGGUGCGCCGGCAUCCUGCCCCCCCCGAGCACAAGGAAGUGGCUUGAGACUGCUCUAAUCUUUGUGCCACAUGGGCUCAGGAGGGCAUGGAAGCCUCCCUCUCUCUCUAGUUGGCUGUGUCCCCAGAGUCCUUCUAAAUGCCCACCCUGCCUGCCACUACCAGCUCCAGAUGCUUGCUGAAAAACCUAAGGACUUGCUGUUGACUACCUCAGACAUGACUUUGCCCUUCUCCCUUCUUUCCCCGAGCCUGGGGGGGCUGGUGAAGACACCAGAAACACUGGGACAUCCACAGCCCCAUGGAACAGCCAAGUCUGGCAGUGAGUGAGUGCAGGGGACCCAGCCCCUGACCUGGAGCAGGCAGCUGGUUACAAAGCCUGCUGAGCAAGACUGACCUGACCAGGGGAUUGACAGUAUCUACAUACCAUGAAGUAUUUAUUCCCUGCAUUUUUCUCCUGUUGUUUUUCUUGAUUCUUCUUAAAAAUAAAUACUGGAGAGGAA
Molecule: messenger RNA, 3018 nt
Organism: Gavialis gangeticus (Gharial)
Lineage: Eukaryota; Metazoa; Chordata; Crocodylia; Gavialidae
Product: semaphorin-3D-like
Exons: 18
Coding region: 240-2567 (775 amino acids)
Biological process (GO): neural crest cell migration; semaphorin-plexin signaling pathway; negative chemotaxis
Molecular function (GO): semaphorin receptor binding; chemorepellent activity
Source: RefSeq, a predicted model, not a curated record